Molecule: messenger RNA, 732 nt
Organism: Fusarium proliferatum ET1
Lineage: Eukaryota; Fungi; Ascomycota; Sordariomycetes; Hypocreales; Nectriaceae
Product: related to the plant PR-1 class of pathogen related proteins
Exons: 1
Coding region: 1-732 (243 amino acids)
Source: RefSeq, a predicted model, not a curated record
AUGCGCUCCGCAGGCUAUAUCGCGAUCUUAGGUGCCGCCGCCGCCAUAGCCGUUCCCCACAAUAGCAACUUCUGGAAUGACAACAAGCGUUACGAAAUAGUUACGAAGUUCGAAUACGUCACACACUAUCUGACCGGUGGUGGAAAUGAUGCUCCCGAGACUAGCUGCAUUUCUCAGCCUCAGGAAUCCAAUUUUGAGAAGCAGCCUGACGUUUCAGGAGAACACAUUACCACUGCCAUCUACACCACAAACGUCCAGCCCGUCAAGAGGCCAAAGCAUGCCCCCAACCAAGAUUCUGUUUCCGACUUUGGUCCCAGCGACGGUCUCUCUGCCGAUCAGCAAGAGGCCGUUAACCUCCACAACGAGGCUCGUAAAGCCGUGGGCAACAGCCCUCUUUCUUGGGAUGACUCACUCGCCGUGGGCGCCCAGGAGUGGGCCGAUCAUCUCGCUUCCAUAGGCUUUCUCCAGCAUUCGAAAGGUGACCACGGUGAGAAUCUCUACAUGGGUACUACUGUUAGUCCUUACUCCGUCUCCACCAAGGCCUUCCUAGCCGAGAAAAGCCAAUACAAUGGUGAGGCCAUAUCAGGCUCCAACUACCUGAAUUUUGGACAUUACACCCAGUGCGUCUGGAAGGACACCACUAAAAUCGGCAUGGCUGUCUCCAAGGACAGCAGAGGCGUCUCCUGGGUCGUCUCCCACUACCAAAGGCCUGGUAACAUGCAAGUCCCCUAG